This is a messenger RNA of Durusdinium trenchii, 895 nucleotides long. The record is from the annotation of a GenBank genome assembly. NCBI's taxonomy places the organism in Eukaryota, Dinophyceae, Suessiales, Symbiodiniaceae.
AUGGCUUUCUCCUCACGACUAAAAGCCAGGCCUGAUGAGCCCGAGGAAAGCUUUGACAGUUUGACACGGAGACAAGAGGCAACAUUUGACGCAAGAAGAAAAGCUGCUGAGGAUGAAGCGAGACGAGCAGAAUAUGAAGCUGAAAAGGCUAGGCAAACAAAAUCAGGCAAACCAAAUGGUGCGAGGAGAGCUACGAGAAGCACGGGGAGCGGCAUUGGCAACCCCGAGGCCUUCGCGGGCUAUCCGCAGAGGAGUCAGCCCAGCCAGGGAUUCACAUGGAAGAAGGGAUCGGAAGUUCAGGAACCAAGAAAAGGCCUAUCAUUUGGUGGAACGCUCAAGUCUGCGGCGCCAACAGAAAAGUCGUCUUCGCGGCCGGACCAUGAUGCAUGUGAGCAGGCAAUAAGUGCCAUGAUAAGCCGUACAUACAAUGGGAUGAAAGAAGGCUUGCAGAUGCUUGGUCUUCCAGACUACCCUUUGUCGUUCGCACCAGGGCGAGAACUCAAACUGUGUGGCCACCACAUUCGAGAGGAAAUAAAUGAGAUGAUUCAUCACUGGAUGACUGAUGAGAAGGAGGACUUUUACGCUGCUCUGGCAAAGAUCAAAGCCAUAGUGUCAAAGCCAAUAUUGACACAAGAAGAGCUGGAUUUGGUAGAUGCCAAGGACGAUUGGCAAAAGACCAUUGGUCCAGAUGGCCAGGCACAAUAUACGAGGAGGCAAGAUGGAGUUUCUCUUUCAGUUGCAGAGGCAGCUGAAGACGAUGAUGAUGACGAUGAAGUCAUUGACAUUGCUCCAGAUGGAACCCGAUUGAAUGGGCGAGCUGCUGGUGCCAUGGCAAAGCCAGAGUGCGACGAAGAGGAGCUAUUGAUACAAACAGGGACACCAACCCUCUACCCAG